AUGACCGGCCACCCCCUCGGAUUUCUGCCUAUAGACAAAGGGCAGGAACAUAAUAUCAAGGAUACAAAGGUUACAUUUGGAACUCGUGGCCUAAAUGCAUCUUGGGCUCUUAUGAAGAAAACUUCCCCAGCCAUUCCCACACUCAGAGCUGUGCGCAAGCAUACAGAACUUCAAAUUCGGACGCUUCGACGAGGCCUACACCACUCUGACCCACUCAAGGAGAAGGAUAUUGAGAUUCUGCAUAAUGCAUACAUUGCCUCAAAUAUUCACACAUAUCAGGAUGGACGAGAGGUGAAGACUAAAGCAGAUGGGACUAUGGAUGUUGUGACGAAAGGAUCUCUCAACAUACUCACAAAAGGGACAUUGGCAAGAUGGUGGAAUAAUAGAAGUUAUGUUCGGGCACCACAGGAGAUAUGGUAG
Molecule: messenger RNA, 420 nt
Organism: Serpula lacrymans var. lacrymans S7.9
Lineage: Eukaryota; Fungi; Basidiomycota; Agaricomycetes; Boletales; Serpulaceae
Exons: 1
Coding region: 1-420 (139 amino acids)
Source: RefSeq, a predicted model, not a curated record